Messenger RNA from Chenopodium quinoa (quinoa), 678 nucleotides. RefSeq lists its product as uncharacterized. Bases 1 to 678 code for a protein of 225 amino acids. The transcript is spliced from 2 exons. NCBI's taxonomy places the organism in Eukaryota, Viridiplantae, Streptophyta, Magnoliopsida, Caryophyllales, Amaranthaceae. The record is from RefSeq and is a predicted model, not a curated record.
AUGGUUGGAGAUUUUAACGAUACUGCGAGUAUGUCAGAGAGAAAUGGAAAUGGAGGCUCUGAAAUGCAAAUAAGAUGUAGAGAAUUUUCAAAUUGGAUUGAGAAUAAUGGUUUUAUUGAUAUGGGAUGCUCGGGGCCAGAGCAUACUUGGUUUCAAGGCAACUCCCCUGCUACUUUUAAUUCUACAAGGCUUGAUAGGGGGAUUAUUAAUGAUGAAUGGAGAUUGCGUUUUGUUGAAGGUGCUUUGCGGAAUCUUCCCCGUACUGCCUCUGAUCAUUGUCCGAUCUUAAUUAGUACUACGGGAUUUGCUCAAGUCCCUACAACUAUCAAACCUUUUAGGUUCCAAGCUGCAUGGUUACACCAUGAAAAAUUUGAAGAGUUUGUCAUUCAAAAUUGGAGAAAUGAUGUCCCAAUUGUUCAGUUUUUGAAGUUGCGUAGGAAUCGGAUUAAUACUUUGCAAAAUUCUGAUGGUAAGUGGGUUGCGGAUCAGAGUGCUGUGAAGUCUAUGGUUGUGGAGUAUUGGCGUUCUUUGUUCCAGGAUGAGAAUCGUGAGUUUACAGGUUAUAGGUUGCUGCUUGACCAGUUCCCUGCCAUUGAAGCUCAUAAGUGGAGUAUUCUUACAAGACCAUAUGCUGACUGUGAGAUAAAAAAAGGCCUUGAUGUCUAUGAAGGCUUGUAA